AUGCUUACAUUCACCACACUCCUUUCUCUAUCUGCCUUGGCCCCUCUGCUUAGCGUGUCUGGGCUUGCUGUGAAGCGCUCAGGAUGUAGUUUGAGCAACUUGAAGCUUUCAAAUCUCCCACCUCCGCUCGUGGCCCCGUCGUUCCCACCGUCGUUCGUCGGUAUUGCCAUUGGCACUCAAAAUUACACCUGCAGUAGUGCAGGUACCUAUACCAACGUGGGAGCUUUGGCCGAACUUUUUGAUGCCUCUUGUGUCUACAACUCUCCUAUAUUUCCCACAUUACCCAGCAUCGCUAGUGCUGCUUGGGAAAUUGCCCCUCCAUCCUUGCCGAUAUCUGAGGUCAUCUCAACUUUACACGGAUUUUCAUCGCCCUCUAUCCUUGGUCAACACUAUUAUGUGACCAACCCUAUCACCGGCUCAGGCAUCACCCCUAAGUGGGAUUUCACCUCCCAAGGUGCCGAUGCCGGGAAGUCCGACGCUUUCGUUGUUGCUGCUAAAGUCAACGGCGCUGCUGCUCCAACUGGAAGCCAGGACAUUGAUUGGGUUCAGCUUGGCUCCUUAACUGGAGAUCUUGCUAAGCAAGUCUACCGAGUUCAGACUCGUCUUGGACAGCCUCCUGCUUCUUGCACUGUUGGCUCCAAAGACAUCCAGGUUAAAUAUGCUGCGUUGUACUAUGGCUUUGGAGGAUCAGUAUAA
This is a messenger RNA of Psilocybe cubensis, 696 nucleotides long. RefSeq lists its product as uncharacterized. The transcript is spliced from 5 exons. Lineage: Eukaryota; Fungi; Basidiomycota; Agaricomycetes; Agaricales; Agrocybaceae. The coding region runs from base 1 to 696 and encodes 231 amino acids. The record is from RefSeq and is a predicted model, not a curated record.